Messenger RNA from Trichomonas vaginalis G3, 2670 nucleotides. Its product is annotated as coiled-coil domain-containing protein 40 family. The transcript has a single exon. Lineage: Eukaryota; Parabasalia; Trichomonadida; Trichomonadidae. The record is from RefSeq and is a predicted model, not a curated record. Gene Ontology annotation, biological process: axoneme assembly. Gene Ontology annotation, cellular component: cytoplasm. Bases 1 to 2670 code for a protein of 889 amino acids.
AUGUUUGAAAAUAACAAUGAUGCUAAUAAUAAUUUCCCUGAAGAGGAGCAACAUGCUGAAGAGCCCCUAGAAGAGGAGGAUUUAGAUUUAGGCGAAGAGGAAGAUGAUUCGGAAUUACCACCAGAUCAUCCACUCAUUAAAAGGCUCCAGGAUGGUCUGAAGAAGCAACUUCAAAAGGAGAAAGAUAAAUUAGAUGUUGAAAAGAGAGAUAAGCUCGCUCUCAAGAACAAGCUCUCAGAAGAACGUGAAGAGAUUGGUGUUCAAUUAUAUACUGUACAACAACAAUUAGCAAAACUUCAAGCAAAGUUAACCGAUGCAAAUGAACAGCGCGCACAAUUAGAAGCACAAAGAAAUGAAGAAACAGAACAACUUAAACAAGCUCGUCAAGAAUUAGAAGACGCGGAAACAGAAUACAAAGCAAGCGAGAAGGAAUACGAAUCGCAACGUGAUAAGCUUGACAAACUUAACGAAGAUGUUCUACGUUUGGAGAAGUCGAAUCUUGAACUUGCAAGCCAAGUAGCAGGAACACGCAGACAAGCAUAUAAAUCAGAUCAGUCUGCUUCUGAAACAGAAGUCACAAAGAAAGAGCAAGAUUUAUACAUAGAUCGUCUUACAAAUCAAAUUAAAGACGUAUCCGGCCAAAUACAAGUUAUUGAAGCCCAAAUUAAUGCUCAGAGAUCAGAAACUAAGCUUGCUCAAGACGCUCUUCUUCAAGCAAACCAUGAAAUGGACCUUAUCAAAUUUGAACACGAGAAGUUAGUCCAAAGCUGGAUGGAAGCUAUCGUUGAUAUCAAGAACCACACAAAGAUGCUUGAAAAGACUGAAGCUCUCGCUGCUUCCGUUGAAGAGAACAUCAGAUCUCUCCAGAACGAAUACGCCGGCCUCAAAGCCCAGAUUUCUGAUCAGCAAGAGCUUAGUGAGCGUAACAGACUUCUCCAGAACAAAAUCAACAGCAGAUUGACUUAUCUCAAACAAAAGAUCGAACAAACCAAAGAUGCAAGAGAAAAAGAGCAGGAACAACUUACAAACUUAUCAUCUCUCAUCAAAGAGAAGGAAUCUUUGAUCAGUCGCCUUCAAAUUGAAAGAAAUGCCAAAAUGUCAGAAUUCAAGCUCAGCCAAAAGGACACAAACGGCAUUUCCAACAAAAUCCAUGAAAUCGAAGGCAAAAUCCUUGAACACGUUUCGAAUCAGUCAGAUUUAAAGAGAGAUGCCUUGGCUACACAAAACGAAGUCCAAAAACUCCGUGAACAGAUCGAAGCAAAGGACAGAGAACUCAGUGAUAUCCAAAACGAAGUUAUGAGACUCAAAUUCGACAAAUUAACUUUGUCAGAUCAAUGCCAGAAGGUUGAACAAGGUUUAGCAGCCAUUGUCGAGGAACUCCAAGCCAAGGACAAUAUUAUCAGCCAGUACGAAAGCCAAAUUCGUCGUAACAACGUCGAUAUCGAAAAACGUCAGAGUGAUGUCGACAAACUCAACAGAAAAUACGAUGAACUUACAUCAGCGCAAAAUGGUGAAGAGUACGGCCCACUCGAACGUAAGAUCAGACAGAUCCAAUCCAAGAUUCAAUUAUCUGAUCAGACAACAGCCGAAAACCAAGCAAUUUGGCUCAAGAAACAGACAGAGCUUGUCGCAUUGGAGAAGUCCUGUGACGAAAUCCAAGAAGCAAACACUUCGCAACAAGCUCAUAUCGCAGUUCUUUCGAGAAAACGCGAUAGAACGCGAAACCAACUUGCAGCAACCGAGAAAGAGAUAGAGCGUCUUAAUAUACAGAUCAGACUUCUUCAGCGCGAGAUGUCCAGACUCGGAGAACAGCUCAGCGCGAGUGUCGGAACAGGAAACAAUUUAAUUGAAGGAAAUAUCAAUUUCGAAGCCGAAAUUUUGGAGAACUUGAGGAAGAAAGAAGAAGAAUCCGCGAGUACAGAGAUGAAGAUCGAAGAAGUUGCCCAGCAAAGAGAAGAUCUCGCACAAGAACUCAUGGAAACAGAAAGAGCAAUCAUGAUGUGGGAAAAGAAACUCCAACUGGCUAGAGAAAUGAAAGAAGCUUUGGAUCCAAAUUACGGAGCGAGCGAACUGAAAUCCAUGAAGAAAGAAGUCUCAAGAAUGGAAUUAAGACUCUCACAAAUCGAGAAACAACAAGAAAACAUCAUAAAGGAAAUGGAAUUCGCUCUUUUGAGAAGAGAAACAAUUGCAGACAGAGGAGCAGUUCAGAAGCGUCUUAACAAGGAUAAGACAAGAUCAGAUGUCACUAAAGGUAUCACAGCAUUGAGAAGACAGGCCAAGUCAUUGAAUGAAGAAACAGCUAAAUACGAUGAAUUGAUUCAAUCUGACACUGCCGCACAAAGAGAUAUCGAAGCAGAAAUAGAACAGUUGACACAUAUCAUGAGAGAAUCUGAACAAAAGAAGGCUGAAUUAGAGGCACAGCUGAAGAAUGAAGAAAACGCAAAGGCAGUCGCACAGGCGAGAUUGGAGAAAUUGCACCAGAAGAGUAGAUAUUUCCAGGCUCAGGGUGCAAAGACUGUUUUGAAGUCUCAGGACGCGUUCGAGUCUGCUUUCCAGAACGUAAAGAACCAGGAGAAUCAGUUGAUUUCUCUUAUUGAUAAUCUCGCUCAGGACUUCCCUCAGUUGGCUGAGAAUUUGAAGCUCAUCAAGGAAAAGGUGACUGCUGUGUAA